AUGCCCAUGCGCACUGAGCCAGACAAUCUUCCCCCAAUAUCGUUUAUGGAAGGCACGGUGGCAUUUCCCAACACUAGCAUCCGACAGACUGUCAAACUCACUUUGGGUACCAAGCAAUUCUUCCGUGUCAGGUUGUCCAACGCCUUUGGUAUCGAUGACUUGAACAUCAGACAAGCGACCGUUGCCCUGUCACUCAACAACGUGUCGGGAACAGUGGAGGCAGAUCCGAAAACAAUGCGAGACAUCACUUUCGAUAAUGGGUUGAGCGAGACCAUCAUCCCGGGCGGGGCGCAGGCUGUGUCCGAUCCAAUCGAUCUCGGAUGCGCCGUACCACGUAACUCGAUCAUCACCAUCAGCCUCUAUCUCGAGGCGGGACAAGAUGGACAAAGCGGAGUCACGUCUCAUCCGGGGAGUCGUACAACCUCAUUCUGCUGCCGUGGUAAUCACGUGGCGGACUCAAAUUGGGUCGAUCUUCCAGCAGAGAGGGUGGAACAUUGGUAUUUUAUCUCCGCGAUUGAGGUACUAGCUCCUCGAGAGGCAUGUGUAUUCGCUAUUAUCGGUGACAGCAUUACCGACGGACGGUGCAGCACGACCAACGGAAAUGAUAGAUGGCCCGAUCGACUUUUUGAACGGUUCGAGUCAAAUCCUGCAACUUCGAACAUGUCGAUAGUCAAUCAAGCAGCCGGAGGCAAUCGUAUACUCGCAGACGGACUAGGUCCGAACGUCCUGAGUCGGCUGGACCGUGACAUUCUCUCUCUUUCGGGUCUUCGAUACGUUCUCAUUUUCGAGGGUGUCAAUGACAUUGGCACAGCCGAAGCCAAUGAAAGCUCGCAGGCGACCGUGGUCAAGAGAAUCAUUGCCGGAUACCGGCAAAUUGCAACGAGGGUGCAUGCCCGCGGAAUCCCCAUCUUUGCCGCCACCAUCACUCCGUUUGGUAGAAGAACAGAGGAUUCAGAUCUUGAUGCCAAACUCAUGGGUCUGUCAGGCUAUUCAGAUCCGAUUCGAGAUCAGACAAGGCGUCAAUUGAACGACUGGAUACGAAGCAGCGGCGUUUUUGACGCUGUGGUUGACUUCGAUGAAGUUUUGCGAGACAGCGACCAUGCUGAGAUGUUGAAACCGCAGUAUGACUCCGGCGAUCGAUUACACCCGAAUACGGAGGCGUUUCAGGCAUUAGCAGAUGCAUUUCCUGUGGACCUCUUUGCCAAAUUUCAGGACCGUUGA
Molecule: messenger RNA, 1221 nt
Organism: Penicillium diatomitis
Lineage: Eukaryota; Fungi; Ascomycota; Eurotiomycetes; Eurotiales; Aspergillaceae
Product: SGNH/GDSL hydrolase family protein
Exons: 4
Coding region: 1-1221 (406 amino acids)
Source: RefSeq, a predicted model, not a curated record